AUGCUCGGUCAACAUCUGCUACCGCUCAUAACCUGGGUCCUGGCUCUGUGCGACAAGCCGAGCUUCACCGGCGCAGCCCCUAACAAUCAUGGCCUCAUCUUAGCUCGAGCCAUAGUGAACCCACCUGAUGAUAUCACCUGUACGAGCAAAGACUAUGAUUGGUAUUGGCCUUGUACCGUGCCAUGGUACGAAUUCCCCAUUCGACGCAAUGGACAGAUCUACGAGGGAGGUUAUGCCGGGCCCGAUCGAGUCGUCUUCAGCAGUCUCGCUGUUGGCUCACCUGAUACCGUACUGUGCGGCAUUAUCACACACUCCGAUCGUACUUCCGGCCAUGAGCUCUGUGGUGCGGCGCCUGAGCCACCUGCGCCUGCGCCGACGUCCCCUCCACCAUCGCCGUCGCCGCCGCCGCCACCAACGCCGCCACCCACUUGUUCGACUGCCCAGACCCCCCUACAGGCAGCCACCCUUGUGUCUGCUCUGGAUGUGCGUGUUCCGAUGGCUCCACGAGAGCAUGUGAUCGAAAUGGCAAAUGUGUUUAGUGAAGAACUGUUCUUGACCUGA
This is a messenger RNA of Cyphellophora attinorum, 561 nucleotides long. RefSeq lists its product as uncharacterized. The record is from RefSeq and is a predicted model, not a curated record. The transcript is spliced from 3 exons. Gene Ontology annotation, molecular function: RNA binding; RNA nuclease activity. Lineage: Eukaryota; Fungi; Ascomycota; Eurotiomycetes; Chaetothyriales; Cyphellophoraceae. The coding region runs from base 1 to 561 and encodes 186 amino acids.